This is a messenger RNA of Nerophis lumbriciformis (worm pipefish), 4551 nucleotides long. The record is from RefSeq and is a predicted model, not a curated record. NCBI's taxonomy places the organism in Eukaryota, Metazoa, Chordata, Actinopteri, Syngnathiformes, Syngnathidae.
AUGAACACUGCUGCAGCACCUGAGCUUAGUGACAUCAAUGAUGUUUGUGCCACCACCUCCUUGUUUGAGAGUGAUGCAGGUAAUAGUCCGGUUAGAAUGCUUUCUGACAAAUUAAAUGAGGCGAUGAGUUUCCCUGUGCUGUUUCCGAUGAGCACAAAUACAUUCCACACCAGCCGCAUGCAUCGCUUAAAAUUGUCGCGCUAUUUUAAUAAUCUGAUAAUGCAUGCCGACGGCCGUUUUGCGCACAAUGUGGAAUAUAUAUUCUUUAUCCAGUAUAUGUCCGAAAUGGACCAAGUGAUAUGUAGCAUUUUGGUCGCGAUGCGUAAAGGUAAGGGGGGUCAGCAUUCUCAGUGGAUUUGCCCGGGCAUGCUCAAAGACGACAAGUCUCUGAAGCGCUUGCUACAGUUCGAUGACGGUUUUUGUUUCCUUCGGCCCAUUCGCGGGACGCCAGCUUUUUGGUCUUCGGCUCAGAAAGACCUUUUGGCUUGUGUCCGCCAAUUGGGGAUUCCAACAUGGUUCUGCUCCUUUUCUUCUGAUGAUUUGCGCUGGCAGAAUCUCCUUGCCAGCAUCCUGAGACAGGAAGGCAGACAGCAGACAGUAGAACAGUUAGAGUGGGCCGAUAGGUGCGAACUGUUGCGUCGCAACCCGGUCACAGCCGCGAGGAUGUUUGACAACAGGUAGCACUGUUUUUUGAAGGAAGUACUCAUGUCCCUGUCUCAACCAGUUGGCAAGAUUGUAGAUUACUUUUAUCGAAUUGAGUUCCAGCAGCGUGGGUCCCCCCAUGGUCAUGUGCUGUUUUGGAUUGAGGGAGCUCCCCAAAUUUAUAAAAACACAGAUUUAGAAGUUGCAGAGUUUAUUGAUAAAUAUGUGUCAUGUGAGCUACCCUCAGACGAUGACACACUAUUGGAAGUUGUGUCAUCGGUUCAAACGCAUUCAAAACGGCAUUCAAAGUCAUGUCGUAAAAAUAAAACGAAAUGCCGUUUCAAUUUUCCAAAACCGAUCUCUGCAUGCAGGUUCAUCUGCAAAAUCAAAGAAUGUGUUUGUGCUAAAAAGGGAACGAGGACAGAGGGUAGUUGUAUUUCAGAAAACAGGCCACAGUGCAGCUGUCUGGGCGAUGAGGGACAGAAGUUGCCAAAGGAGGUUGCGCGGUUGAAUAUGUCGAGAGUAAAGGAUGCCAUGGAGAGGAAAGAGCCUUUUGGUAGCGUAGAAGAGUUGUUUGCCAGUGUGGGCAUCAACCAGGCAGUCUUUGAGCUCGCUUAUAGGCGGCUGGAGACUAAAAAUAAGGUGGUUUAUAGGCGAGGGGUAAACGACACCUGGGUUAACCAGUACAAUAGGAAUUUAUUGAAGUGUUGGAAUGCUAACAUGGACAUUAGCUUUGUCACUGACGCCUACGCAGUCAUCGUAUACAUAAUAAAGUACAUCACAAAAGCAGAGACGGAAAUAGGUAUGUUAUUUAGCAAUGCCCUUAAAGAAGCAAAUAAACAAGGUAAUCUCUCAGCUAAAGAUGCUUUAAAGAAACUGGGCAGUGUAUAUUUACACAACAGAGAUGUCUGCGCUCAGGGGGGAGUGUAUAGGCUAAUGAGCAUGCAUUUGAAAGAAUGUUCCAGGAAGGUUGUGUUUAUUCCAACAGGGAAUGACAUUUUGCGGAUGAGUUUACCCCUCAGUGUGUUGUUGCGAAAGGCUUCCUCAGAGGGUCUUAGGUCAGAAGACAUGUGGAUGACAAGUAUUGUAGAUAGGUAUAGGAACAGGCCCGAUAGUGUCGUGUUUGAGGAUAUGUGCAUAGCCACAUUUUGUUCGGAGUAUCGUGUUCUCAGCAAGAAUGAAAAAUCAGACAAUAGGUACAGACUACAAGGGGGUUUAGGGUUCAUCUUGCGGAGAACACAAACUCAGUUUGCCGUCGUUCGCUACAUGCAGUUUAAAUUAGACAAACAGGAGGAAGCCCACUUUCAGAGUUUGUUGCAGUUGUUCCUUCCUCAUAGAACUGAUUUAGACCUCAAGCCGGAAGGCUUUGAGUUCUACAAACAGUUCUAUGAGAAAGGUAAUGUGACGUCGGCUGGCGGGACCGCGCGGCCAGUGCGAGACGUCAUCAAUAAAAACAGGGCAAAGUUUGAAGUGGACUGUCCUUGAUUAGAGCGUGCGCAGGAGAUGGCGGACCGGUUCGAUAAUGUCGAUGACGAUGCGUGGGGGGACCUUUGUCCUGAACAGCAAAUCGAACACAUGGAAUGUUUAGAGGAGAAGCGGCGACAGCAGCAGGGGGAAAUUAGGGAAGAGCAGCUAGUUGAAUGGGAGGAAAAUGUCCCUGAUUUGUUUGUUGGUGGUAAACAAGUAGCUCAAUUUGAGAGAAACACCAACAUUUUGUCUAGAAGGGAGGGUUUAGCUCUGGUCCAUUCUCUGAAUGAGACGCAGAGGAGCAUUUUUGAUUGGAUUAGGAAAUGGUGCCUAGAAAAGGUGAUGGGAAAAAACCCGGAACCUUUCCAUGCGUUCGUAACUGGUGGGGCAGGUACUGGAAAAAGCCAUUUGAUUAGAGCUAUCCAGUACGAGGCAGGGAGACUAUUGUCGCGUCUGUACCAACCAGAUGAAACCUGCGUACUCUUAACUGCUCCCACAGGCAUAGCUGCAUACAAUUUACAUGCAGCCACAAUUCACCACACCUUCAGUAUUGGCAUGCAGGUUAGUUUACCGUCCAUCCCUCUGGGUGAAGAUAAGAUAAACUCCUUGAGGGCUCAAUUUGGUCACCUACAAAUUCUAAUCAUUGACAAAAUCAGUAUGGUAGAUCAUCAUCUUUUAGCUUAUGUGCAUAGCCGGUUAACACAAAUUAAACAGACGGGGGACUUUUCUUCAUUUGGCAACGUUAGUGUUGUAGCUGUCGGUGACUUUUACCAGUUGCCACCCGUUAAAGGGAGGCCGCUGUACACCAGUCAGGUGGGUGUGGACCUCUGGUGUCAUUUUACAAAAGUAGCACUAAAAACAAUUGUGAGGCAAAAAGAUAGUGUAUUUUCUGAGCUGCUAAAUAGACUUAGAGUUCGGUCAAAGCAAACCCCCUUAUUGAAAAGCGACGUAGAUAUCCUCAAGUCCCGGGAGACGGGGGAAGAGAGCGCAGCUUUGCACAUUUAUCCCAGGAAUAUGCAAACCAGCGCGCAUAAUCUGGAGCGGUUAUUCGCAACCUGUCCAGAUUAUGUUACAAUCGAGGCCCAAGAUUUUAUUAACAGUAGGAAGUCAGGUGAAUUAAAGCGCAUAUUCGAGCAUCACGGCAAAACAUCGUACACGUGUUUGGCCAAGAGUUUGUGUUUGGCUCUGAAAGCACGUGUAAUGCUUUGCAAAAAUGUUGACGUGGCAGACGGUCUGGUCAAUGGCGCAUGUGGAAUGACUUAUAUUCAAUUUGGAGCAGAUAAAGACUUCCCCCUCGCAGUCUAUGUGAAAUUUGACGAUCCAAAAAUAGGCUCACAAAGGAGGAAUGAAUUUGCUGCUGUAGAAUGCCCGCAUUCUACUGCCAUUGAUCCCGUGGAGGAUUCGGCGACACAAUGCGGCGGUUUGCGUCGUCAGUUUCCUCUUAAACUCGCGUGGGCCUGCACUGUUCACAAAGUGCAAGGUCUAACUGUAGAGGAGGUUGUCGUGUGUUUAGGCAAGGUAGCAGCUGGGCAGGCGUAUGUCUCCCUCAGCCGUGUUAGGGAUAUGUCCGGCCUUGUGAUUAGAGAUUUUGAGGAAAAGGCCAUUUACUGCAAGGACACCGUCAAGGAGGCAUUGGAUAGCAUGCCCCCAUUUCUAAUUGAACAGCCACAGCCUUCAUUAGAAACCAGUUUCUCUCUGUAUUUAAUGUACGUUCAAAAUUUAAGUUACCACGCCGCUCAUUUGGUGUCUUGCACGCAGCAUUUCCGUAACUGUAUUGCUGUCACAGAGACGUGGCUUAGUGCACAAUCCUCAACAGACUGCGUCCAAAUAGAGGGAUACACUUUCCACAGUCGUCCUCGAGCCUUGUGUUACAGCAGCAAUGAUGUCAAAUUAUCUGAGAUUAGAGCUUUAGAACAUGGCGGAGUGGGUUUAUAUGUUGUAGAUAAUUCGGACUGUGAGAUUCUGCAGGUGCCCAAUUUAAAUCUGGAGUGUUUGGUGUGCCUGUUUACCAAAGAGAACAUUUUGAUGGCAGUAAUUUAUCGUCCGCCAUGUUAUCCAAAUUCACUUUUUAAAUCAAAUCUAGUUAGAUUACUUGAUUGGGUAAAUCCAAUCAGUAACACAAUUGAUAUAAUGGGAGAUUUUAAUGAAGACUUUCUCAAGCAUACAUCAAUUUGUAAAUGAAUGGGCCAAAAUGGAUUUUAUCAGCAUGUAACACAAGAGACUACAGAGAAUGGGACAUUAAUUGACCAUGUUUAUGUGAAAACAACGCAGUAUGCUGUGGAUUGUGCGGUGGUGUUGUCCACUUAUUUCAGCGACCACGAAGCCAUCCUGUGUGGUUUUCGUGCUCAAGAUGAAGGGGAUUUGUUUGAUUUGGAUGUGUUGUUUGCAGAUCAUUUUGCUGAUGAAGAGGGACUUUUUGAUGGCGAGUCUAAGGCAGAGUAG